This is a messenger RNA of Echinococcus granulosus, 1536 nucleotides long. RefSeq lists its product as hypothetical. The record is from RefSeq and is a predicted model, not a curated record. The transcript has 6 exons. Bases 1 to 1536 code for a protein of 511 amino acids. NCBI's taxonomy places the organism in Eukaryota, Metazoa, Platyhelminthes, Cestoda, Cyclophyllidea, Taeniidae.
AUGGCCGCUGAGUGUGCACAAGUAGUCACGUUGGCCGACAAACAAAAAACCGCUGGAAAAUCCGUCCCACCUCCAAAGAAUAUCUGUCAACCCUUCACACUGCGGCUAGUUUUAGGGGUUCCGAUCAUCAAAGAGGAAAACAAAAUUUUCGGUGAUUUGGAAAGCCUCUUCUCAAAAUAUACGCGAAUCGAAGCUCUUCCCGCCAAUCAGCUUUCUGACAAGAUAGAUGUCGACCUUUUUUGGAGCCAUAUGCAGACUGGUGUAAACUCUGUUGUGAAGCUGUUGGAGGAUGCGGUGCGUGAGACUUCGACGCCCAAAGCCAUGGAUCCCUUCGCCGUAGUCUUGCUUGACUUUGCAUGGCUCAACUCUCAACUGGGACAUCAUCUAGCCCACAUCUGCUCCGGCACGCCUCACACCAGCCUCCUUGCUGUCAGUCCUCCGGGGAAACUUGGCAAGAUGGUGAAUUCCUCCAGCAAGGUAAUCUGCGUGGGAAUUCGACCGUUAAUGACACCGCAAUGUGCGCGCCUGCCGCAGCUGCGCGACUUCCUUCGGGCUUGUGCCACACUGACCGGCAAACCACUGCCUCCUGACCCCGCGGCUUCUACCACGGCAUCGCUUGCUGCUGCGGCGGUGGCAGCGGCUGGAGGGAGUGGCGAAGGUGGAGGUGUGGCGGGAGCCACCGUCGGCUCCACGCCCCAGUACGUCCCCAUCUUGCCAAAGCCGCCUACUACUGUCUUCGUCUCCCCCCACGCCAGUAUCGACAUUACACCUUCUGCCUCUGCUGGAUACGUGGUUGCUGCUGGCGGUAGUGGCGUUGCGCCUGGUCUCAUCUCCAGUUCGCUGAUAGGUCAUCCGGGUCCAUCGCACGCCCCUAUUCAGAAAGCCCAACUGCCUGCAAAACCACCAGUACCACGACCAGCGGUUCGGCACAUUCCAGCUGACGACUGGCUCACUUACAAGUUGGACCAUAGCAAGCUUUACAAAUGCGGCGCAGACAUCUCCAAGGAGCUGGAGAAUCAUAGCCUCUAUAUCCACGACGUGGCCGAUAUCUGGGCGCUGUAUCCACGGCAGUUGCAAAAGCCGGACCUAGGGAUGCGACGCUCUGCGCCUCCGCCCCCAAAGUCCCAUAAAUCGCGCGCCUUGGGCCCGCCGAGCAAACAGCGUCGCACGGCCGCUGGUAGUCACCACCACCACGCCCCGCCACCACCACCACCUGACGACUACUUCGAUGAAGAUGAGGAAGAAGAGGAAGAUGAAGAGGGUCUGGCUGAUGUGGAUGAUGACGACGAGGCCUAUGAGUACCAUCCUGGCCCCUCGGCCUAUCCAGAAUCGCCUCCGUCGAGACACCACCGCUACUCGCGUCACCACCAGCAGCCAACACCGUCUCCGAAUGUUCCACGUGGAAUGUAUCAUCGGAAGCAGCAACAGCAGCAUUCUGAAUCGAGUGGGCAAUACAGUGGGUUGGGCAAGCGUCGCGCGCGUGGCGAUGGCACUAGUGGUGGCGGUGUCGGGACCCGCCGCUCACCCCGGUGGUAA